This is a messenger RNA of Anarrhichthys ocellatus (wolf-eel), 2295 nucleotides long. RefSeq names its product calcium-binding mitochondrial carrier protein SCaMC-3-like. The transcript has 10 exons. Lineage: Eukaryota; Metazoa; Chordata; Actinopteri; Perciformes; Anarhichadidae. The coding region runs from base 50 to 1756 and encodes 568 amino acids. Gene Ontology annotation, biological process: transmembrane transport. The record is from RefSeq and is a predicted model, not a curated record. Gene Ontology annotation, molecular function: calcium ion binding.
AAGCCGGCUGCUCGUUCGCGAGCUAUGAUGGAAACUUUAAUUCAUCUGAAUGAGUUUAUGGAUUUGUGUGAGCCGGUGUGACAGAGGGACCCGGGUAACCGAUACAGGGAUUCAUCUCACUAUAGACGGUCUAAGCCAUCCAUCCAUCCACCCGUCCACCUGUCCGUCUCGGGGAAGGAGAAGCGCAGCCUCUCGUUAUGCUGUCUCUCUGGAAACAAGGACACUUCGUCCAGUGUUACGCACGGCUGUGAAACGACCAGUCGAACACUAUAGAAGCCUCUCUUUCUUUCACAUGGGCGAAGACGAGGAGGGGUCCUGCGCCCAGACUCACCGCGGAGGAAACGAAGCAAACGGAGACACCGGAGCGUCUCUGGACCCGGACGGAGAGAGGAGAUAUGCAGAGCUGUUCAAGCAGCUGGACUUGAAUAAAGAUGGCAGGGUUGACAUCAACGAACUGAGGACCGGACUGGCAGCUCGUGGUUUACACCAGGGAGAGGCGGAGGAGAUUGUCCUCGAGAGCGACAUCAACCAGGAUGGUUUGCUGGACUUCCAGGAGUUCUCCCAGUACCUGUGGGCUCACGAGAAGAGGCUGUGGCUCAUGUUCCGCAGUCUUGACCGCAACAAUGAUGGUCGGAUUGAUGUGGGGGAGAUCCAGCACUCCCUGCACAGGCUUGGUGUGGAGGUCACCAUGGAGCAGGCCUCCACAAUACUGCAGAGUAUGGACAGGGACGGCACAAAGACAAUUGACUGGAAUGAAUGGCGUGAUCACUUCCUGUUCAACCCUUUCCACAACAUGGAGGAGAUCGUCCACCACUGGAAACACUCCCAUAUGUUUGACAUUGGGGAACAUCUGACGGUACCAGAUGAGUUCUCAGAGCGGGAGCGGAGGUCCGGUCUGGUGUGGAGGCAGCUGGUUGCUGGAGCGAUGGCAGGGGCUGUGUCCCGGACAGGAACUGCUCCUCUGGACCGCGUCAAAGUCUUCCUGCAGGUACAUGGCUCUACGUCUCGGGCCAUUAAUCUGUGGUCCGGACUGAGGGGGAUGGUCCAGGAGGGAGGCGUCUCCUCACUCUGGAGGGGAAAUGGCAUCAAUGUCCUCAAGAUUGCCCCUGAAUCUGCCAUUAAGUUUAUGGCCUAUGAACAGAUCAAGUGGCUGAUCCGAGGAAGUAAAGAGGGGGCCGGUUUAAGGGUUCGAGAGAGGUUCAUUGCUGGCUCUCUGGCAGGAGCUACCGCCCAGACCAUCAUCUACCCUAUGGAGGUGCUGAAGACUCGUCUUACUUUAAGGACGACGGGACAAUACUCAGGUAUGGCUGAUUGUGCCAGACAGAUCCUGAAGAAGGAGGGAGUCCGGGCCUUCUACAGGGGCUACCUACCAAAUACACUGGGCAUCAUCCCCUAUGCUGGCAUUGACUUGGCUGUGUAUGAGACUCUGAAGAACGCCUGGCUCCAGAGGUACUGUGUAGGUUCAGCAGAUCCAGGAGUGCUGGUGCUGCUGGGCUGUGGUACCAUCUCCAGCACCUGCGGCCAGCUGGCAUCCUAUCCCCUUGCUCUCAUUCGGACACGUAUGCAGGCACAAGCCAUCACUGAGGAUAAACCCAAACUGACCAUGGUGGGCCAGUUCAAAUACAUCAUAUCCAAUGAAGGGGUACCAGGCCUGUAUCGCGGCAUCACCCCCAACUUCCUCAAAGUGAUUCCAGCUGUCAGCAUCUCCUACGUGGUGUACGAGCACAUGAAGAAAGUUCUCGGCAUGAGUUACUAGACUGAGACAAAGAAGAUGGAUUAAUAACAAGGACAGAAAAGGCAAAGGUUUCAUUAUGCUUGUAAGAGGAAGAGGAGAGGUCAUGAUGCUGCUCCUCAGUCCUCAACGGAAAAGAAAGGACGAGGAGAUGGGAAGAGUGAGAACAACUGAGAGAACAGUUUUGAACUUUGGCAGAAAAUAUUGUGUCAAUGUGAGAAUCCAUCAUUCAGAGAAGGAGCUGAGAGAUAAAAUAUGUUUUCAGGGGCUUCUAACUGGCUGCUUCAGGAGAAUGUUUCAGAUAGUGGGUGGUUUCCACUGCUGCCUCUGUUUGAUUCCAGUGUGAACUGAGGUUGGUGGGAGCAGCAGGGGGCAUCAACAAUGGUAAAUGGUUUUGUAUAGUGCUUUUCUAGUCUUUCCGACAUACUCGGAAGGGCUUUAACACUACUUGUCAUUCACUUAUUCACACACUGAUGGAUACAAUGCCACCUAACAUCAGACUAACUAACAUUCAUACAGGGAGCAAUUUUGGGGUUAAGUGUCUUGCCCAAGGACUUGCUCAU